Messenger RNA from Thamnophis elegans (Western terrestrial garter snake), 7285 nucleotides. It is a transcript of the gene ADAMTS5, whose product is annotated as ADAM metallopeptidase with thrombospondin type 1 motif 5. The record is from RefSeq and is a predicted model, not a curated record. The transcript is spliced from 8 exons. NCBI's taxonomy places the organism in Eukaryota, Metazoa, Chordata, Lepidosauria, Squamata, Natricidae. Gene Ontology annotation, molecular function: zinc ion binding; metalloendopeptidase activity. Gene Ontology annotation, biological process: proteolysis; extracellular matrix organization. The coding region runs from base 507 to 3263 and encodes 918 amino acids.
UCUUCUGGUUCGCUUCGGCAGACUGGGGCUAACCGCCGCCGCCGCCCGUCAACUCAAAAGAGGAGGCUCGUCACUUUAACCUGGGACAUCUGUCUCUCCCUUCCCCCGCGCCCCGCUCCCUUAACCGGCAAGCGAGGGCUUGUUUUCUGCCCUCCCGCUCCUUCGCUCGCUCCCCUUCCUUCCGCCAAACGACCGAAGAAGGGAGAAGAGCAAGAAUAAAACAAGGGGAGGAAGGAAUUGAGGGGUUCCUCCGGUCGGAGCGUGGCUGCAACUGCCGCUGGCUUCCUCAGCCGGAUGACUCGUCGGCCGCCAAGUGAAGUGUUGAAGUCUUUCAACUUCUCCCAUGCCUACUGGCCGCGGGAAGCGCGGCGUCUCUCUCCCCAAAGCUAGUGAGGAGAACCAAAACGAUUGCCUCCGCCGCCGCCUCUUUCGCAAACGCUCGGUCUUCGCCCCGCUCGGCCGUCCCCUGCCCGGCCAUCGCAUCGCCGGUCCCGGAGCUCAGCACCAUGCAACUGAAGAUUGUUUGCUCGCUGCUGCUGCCACUGGCUGCAAGCUUACAAGCUGCCGCUGCUGCCGCCGCCAGAGUUUCCCCAGCAACUUCAGCACCUGCCUAUGAUAAAGCUUUGCAGCAAUCCAAAGCGGUUGCGGCGCCGGGAACGACUCGGCUCCUCCGACCUUUUCUCCGGGAGCAGCGACCUAGCGGGAUAGUAGAAAGCAUAGACCAGACCUAUGCCGGAGGAGGCAAGGUGGGUUACAUCCUCUACCUGGAUGAGAAGCGCUUCCUUUUAGAUCUGGAGAAGGACGCGUUGCUUGGAACCACCAAGCAGCUGCUCCAGGGCAAGGGCCACUGCUACUAUCGGGGCACGGUGGAUGGGAGUGCCCAGUCUCUGGCAGUCUUCAAUCUCUGUGGCGGCUUAGAUGGCUAUUUUGCAGUCAAGCAUGCCCGCUACACGGUGAAACCUUUGCUCCGAGGCAAAGGUAUAACAGAAGAGGAAAAGGCUUCUCACGACUGGAUCUAUGGAGAUGUGUCUGGUCAGAUACUCCAUCUCUUCUUCAGGGAUCAUUUCAGCUUUGAAACACUGCCUUCCCGCCCCAGCUGUGAGACUCAUGGUUCUUCCAGGACCCCACUUUUGGAUGAAAAGAAACUGGCCCAAGGGCAGGAGGAGAAACUGGGAAUAGAUCUGACCACCAGAAUGGCACUUUCCCCUAUCACUUUUGCACCUCCCGUGGACUCUAGAAAAAGAAGGAAACGCUCUAUCUCUAGAGCCAGACAGGUAGAACUUCUCUUGGUGGCUGAUGACUCCAUGACCAAAAAGUAUGGCAAAGGCCUCCAACACUACUUGCUCACCUUGGCCACCAUUGCUUCUCGGCUCUAUGGACAUGCCAGCAUUGAGAAUCACAUCCGCCUGGUGGUUGUGAAGGUCGUGGUGCUGGGGGACAAGGAGAAAGGUCUAGAGAUCACCAAGAAUGCAGCCACCACACUCAAAAACUUCUGCAAGUGGCAGCACCAGCACAAUCAAUUGGAUGAUGAUCAUGAUGAGCACUAUGAUGCUGCUGUUCUUUUCACCCGUGAGGAUUUAUGUGGGCAUCAUUCAUGUGAUACUCUGGGAAUGGCUGACGUUGGAACCAUAUGCUCUCCUGAACGCAGCUGUGCAGUGAUUGAAGAUGACGGCCUCCAUGCGGCUUUUACAGUGGCUCACGAAAUUGGGCACCUCCUUGGACUUUCCCAUGAUGACUCCAAAUUCUGUGAAGAGAACUUUGGUUCCAUGGAAGAUAAGAGACUUAUGUCUUCCAUCUUAACAAGCAUUGAUGCUUCCAAACCAUGGUCCAAAUGUACUUCAGUAACGAUAACAGAAUUUCUGGAUGAUGGGCACGGUAACUGUUUACUGGAUCAACCACGAAAACAUAUCUUAGGUCCCGAGGAGCUUCCAGGACAAACAUAUGAUGCCAUUCGCCAAUGCAAGCUGGCAUUUGGACCUGAAUACACAGUGUGUCCUGGAAUGGAUGUGUGCUCUCGUUUGUGGUGUGCCGUCGUUCGCCAAGGUCAAAUGGUGUGCUUGACCAAGAAGCUUCCUGCUGUGGAGGGGACACCAUGUGGAAAAGGAAGGAUCUGCCUACAAGGGAAAUGUGUUGAUAAGACAAAGAAAAAAUAUUAUUCGGCUUCAAACCAUGGCAACUGGGGAUCCUGGGGACCAUGGGGACAUUGCUCUCGUUCAUGUGGUGGAGGUGUCCAAUUCACCUAUCGGCACUGCAAUAACCCAGCACCUAGAAACAACGGUCGAUAUUGUACAGGAAAACGCGCUGUCUAUAGGUCCUGUAACAUCAUGCCCUGUCCUGCCAACGCUAAAGCUUUCCGCCAAGAACAAUGUGAAGCAAGAAAUGGUUACCAAUCAGAUGCAAAAGGUGUCAAAACUUUUGUAGAAUGGGUCCCAAAAUAUGCAGGAGUGCUCCCAGGAGAUGUUUGCAAGCUUACCUGCCGAGCUAAAGGAACUGGCUACUAUGUAGUUUUCUCUCAAAAGGUGACUGAUGGAACAGAAUGUAGGCCAUAUAGCAAUUCAGUAUGUGUCCGUGGAAAAUGUGUACGAACUGGAUGUGAUGGCAUUAUUGGUUCAAAACUCCAGUAUGAUAAGUGUGGGAUUUGUGGUGGAGACAAUUCCAGUUGCACAAAAAUUAUAGGACACUUUAAUAAAAAGAGUAAGGGCUAUACAGAUAUUGUUAAAAUACCAGAAGGAGCGACACACAUCAAAAUACGACAGUUCAAAACGAAAGACCACAGUAGAUUCACUGCUUACUUGGCUUUGAAAAAGAAAAAUGGUGAAUAUCUUGUCAAUGGAAAAUACAUGAUCUCAACUUCAGAGACCAUCAUUGACCUCAAUGGAACAGUUAUGAACUAUAGUGGCUGGAGUCACAAAGACGAUUUUUUGCAUGCCAUGGGACAUACAGGCACCAAGGAGAACUUGAUAGUACAGAUUCUUGCAACAGAUCCAACUACACCAGUGGAUGUCCGCUACAGUUUCUAUGUGCCAAAGAAGCAAACCCAAAUGACAAAUUCUGUCACUAACAACAGUAGUAACAAAAUUAGUCCAUCACUUGCUGAACCCCAGUGGAUAACUGGACCAUGGCUUUCUUGUUCUCGAACAUGUGAUACAGGGUGGCAUACAAGAACUGUCCAGUGUAAAGAUGGGAAUGGAAAAUUAGCUAAAGGCUGUCUUCUGUCUCAAAGACCUUCAGCAUUCAAACAAUGUUUAUUUAAAAAAUGUUAACCUGUGGUUACCGACUUCUUCAAAAGGAGUCUUCUUGAAUCUUAUUUGGCAUAUUGACGUAAGAUCUACCCAGAAACAAAAGGAAGACAAUGCAUCAAUAUUCUCUCAUAUUCUUGGCAAUUGUUCUUGGCAGGACAUGCCUAUUUGGACCAAAAGGAGAUAUGAGCUGGUCCUAUGAGGUGAUCUCAAUAUGUCAAAAGCACUAAGUGUUAGCUGUUACGAGCCCUUUGUAUCUGCAAAUAAGAGGAUAAGCCAGUGGAGAAGUUAUAAUGGGAUAUCCAGUUACAGAAUCAUCUCCCUUUUCUCACCUACCUCUAACAUAGGAUGUCUUUAGACACUUGUCAAAAUUACCCAUGAUUCUACAAUAGCUUCUUUUAUACUAUUUGUAAAUAUCUUUGCUUUGGUAUGUCACUUUAUAUCACUUGAUUUUCUUACAACGAACAGCAGCCUUUAUGUUUAACACAAGUGAUUGACCAAAGUACUAGUACGCCUGCAGCCACUGUUGACUCAUAUGCCUUUCUUUAAAAAAAAAGUGGCUGUUAGUAUUUUACUGGAAAACUAAGAGGUUGCUGCUUUAAAGAAAAAAAGUAAUAUCUUUCUGACAACAGGAAAUACAUUUCUAUUCUAAAAAUUUCCUGACAAUAGAAUUUAUUCUAUAUUAAUGCCUUUCUGAUGAGGAAUUUUUAUAGGCACAGUCUGCAGCAGUAGAAAAGGAAAAAAGGCUGCCAGUAUGAUGCUUUAAAAUUUGAAAAAGAAAUGUAUUUUAUUUUAUCCAUGUAGAACAAGAGUCCUCAACCCCCGGGCUGUGUCUCAUUCAGAACCAGGCCACGGAAGUGUGCCUGCUGUUCAUGUGGAACCAUCCUUUCCCCCACUACCUUGUCCACAAAGCCGGAGAGGUUGGAAACCGCCCAUUUAGAACACUGUACCUCAGAAAUUAUCAAACUAAUGAAAGAUGUGCCACAAAUAGAGAUAGAAGGAAUUCAUUACGUGGGAACAGCACACAUAAUAUAAUGGAGAAGCCUCCCCCAAUUGCCACGUUUAGGAUAUGACUAAAUCCAGACUGGAUGAAGCUAGAGUCUAAAGUUCUUGGGGCAUUAGCUUUCUGUUGUCUCCCUUUCUGCUACUUCCUUUUCAUCUCUAUUUUUACUACCUCUUUCCGUAUCUGCCACUUCUUUCCCUCUCCUUUUUCAUCUCGCAGUUGCUAUGGGAGAGGCAGAUGACUCUUGUUAGAGAUCUGUACUAACUGUUGACACAUUUAUUUUGAAAGCAGUCUGAAAUUGCAUGUGGGUUACUCAUCCCCAAUAUAUGGAAAGGGGAAAUUUUGGUGAGACACUGGGUCAUGCCAUAAGUGUCUUCCAGCUCAGAUUUAUGAAAUCUGUUCACCUCUGUUUUCCCUAUUAGUUUUGAAGUGGUUCCUACUGGAAAUCUAACAGCGUGCCAUGAAUUUGGCCUGUAGGGAAGAAUUUUACUGUGGUUAAGCAAAAACAUUGGGGUUUUUUCAUGAAGCAAUUUUUUGUCUAGUUCUUUUGAUAUUUGGCUGAAUGUUACCAAGCACCACAGUCCAAAGUUUUGCACCUGCUCAGAUUGGGUACAUAUCUUAUGUGCACAAACUGCCCCAUAAUUUCAAGGACGAUACAUAACCUUUGGCACAUGUAUAUCAGCUUCUUCAGUGAAAUGAAUUGGGUGUUCAUUCAGCAGCACUUCAAAAAUUACCUACACCUGAAUAAAUGGGGAGAAUCCAUGAAAUAUUUUUGUUGUUUUCAAAUCAUAGAUGUAUUUAUUUUUUAAGUCAUUACAUAUUUUUUUAGAUAAGGCUUUAGUUUCUACCUACUUUGGGGAGUAAACUUUAUUGAAUUUAGAAGUAAUUGAAUUACUUAUAGAUAAAAGUUUUAAUUGUAAAACUGAAGUCCUAAAAGUACUUAUUAGGGAGUAAUAAACAAAAUGAGAAUUUUCAGAUUGAACAUCUAUAGGAUUGCACUGGAAAGAUCAAAAGAAAAUAAAGCCAUAUUUAGUUUUGGGAGCUGUAGCUUACUCUCAUAAGAUUAUUUUCAGAAAGAAAAGUCUAUUUUUACCAACUAUAGGGAAAUGAAUUUCCAGUUAGAAAAGUAAUAUAAAUACCUCAUUUGAAUCAAGAUAAAUUAAUUGACAUUUAAUAUAUAGUAUUUGGCUGAAAUAUUAAAAUAUAGAAAACAGAGAUGGUAUCUUUGUUACCAGUGCCUUCCAUUAUAUUUUGAGUACAGACAAAUCAAGCUGCUUUAAUUUCCAAUGGAAUUUCAUUACAAAUUUCAUUGGAGCCAUAAAUAUAUAUAUUAAAUAUUGAAUUUUUAUGAACAUUACAAUCUAAAACCAUUGCACUUAAAUAAUUGCUUCUAUCACCAGCUUUUAAUAUUGCUGUGGAUGGAAUGCAUCAUUUUAAGAAUUUGUUUUCUGAGGCAAUGAUUUUUAGGGGGAAGAAAUCUGACUAUUUGUUUAACCUACCUUGUUAUAAAAGCCCUGUUUACAUGAGUGAAGCCUACAGCUUUGAGAUUUCAUGAUUCCACACAAACAUUUUAGAUUAGUAAUAGAGUUAUCACAAUUUACAAAUAAAUAAACUGACUGAAUUAGAUGCAAUUAUCCAUGAUACAAAACAGUUGCAGUUUCAUAUCUUCAGGCCAUCAAGUGAUAUAAGAUUCCAAUUUCUCAGUGCACCAUAGGAACCUACACGUUUGGUUUCUAGAAAAUAUCUCUAAUUGUAAUGAAAUACAAUUCUAUACUAUUAGUUAAGAGAAUGUCACUAGGAAUGCACAUAUUAAGGCAGAUAUUUCAGAAUAUUCUCAUCAAAAGCAAUGCAAUGUACAUGAACAUUACGUUUUAUGUACAUUUAGAUGAGUAACUGCAUAUAUAAUUUGUAUACAUUUCUGAAUCACAGAUCCACAAAGGCACAAAAUUUUAUAGAGUUCUUCUCUGGAUUGUGCUAUAAAACAAUAGUUUUAUCUGUUUUGGCUUAAGAAAAAUAUUCAACCAUACCAUACGCAGGUUUGUAAGUGAAAAUACACUUUUGUGUUGAGAAAAUAUGCAGUGUUUUCUUUAACUUUCUCAGAAUUCAGCCAAUUUCUAUUAUUAUUAUUAUUAGUAUGUAAUAGAGAAAAGGCAGUACAACGUAAAAACAUAAACAAUGGUCCCAAUUCAGCUCCAAGUUUCAAAAUUUAUUCUUUUAAUAAUUAAGAAUAAAUUUCAUUUCAUACUAUGUUCAUAUUCUAUUCUUAUUUCAGCAUUUCCUGAAAUUCCUUGUCACUAGAUUUUGUCAUUAUAUACACAUGCACACAAACAAAUAUACUGUAUAUACAUACAUGUAUACAUAGAUAAAUACCUACAUGGAGUUGUAACAGUAAAGUGAUUUUCUCCUGUGCUUGAGGUUUUCACCUAACAACAAUCAUCACAUUGUCAGCCAGGAAAGAGUAAUCAAUGGAAGAAUCUUUGAAGUUGAUAGGAUGCACUCAGAUAGCAGUCUACGUUACGUAGCAUGUGUAAGUAAGAUAGAUAGUUUUAAAUAAAAGCAUGAGAAAAAUUGAGUUUCAGUUCUUUACUAUAUCAUGACUAGAAUUGUAUUAACAUGUGAGAGUGGUUGUAAAUUUUGGCAAGCAGUAAGUUGAAAAAUUAAACUGAUGUGUAUAUUUCAGCUUUUUCCCAUAGACCUGCACUUUCCUCUACUUCUGUUUUUGUUUCAUCUUCACAUCCCCUACACUACUUUGUCUGUUUGUAAAUGUGACGCUGGUGCAAAUUGUAUUAUCUUAUAGUCUAGAGACUAAUUUGGAAUUAGGCUAUUUUCAAGGACUCCGAUCUAGUUACUACUCAAUUAUUCUGUUUUUCUGAAAAUCUUAUCAGCUAAAUUAGAUUAAAUUGAAUACUAAAGUCUCAGUUUAUUACCAGAUUUUGAUCAUUGGUAAGACCCUUCUCUGUGUUCCUGAACAGUCACCUAAGCCAUAAAGUAUGUAUUUACAGUACCUAAAUGUAAGUGCUAAAACCCAAAUCAUGGGUUCUUU